Penicillium griseofulvum is the source of this 1731-nucleotide messenger RNA. RefSeq names its product xylulokinase. Gene Ontology annotation, biological process: xylulose metabolic process; D-xylose metabolic process. The transcript has 2 exons. The record is from RefSeq and is a predicted model, not a curated record. Gene Ontology annotation, cellular component: cytosol. Gene Ontology annotation, molecular function: D-xylulokinase activity. The coding region runs from base 1 to 1731 and encodes 576 amino acids. NCBI's taxonomy places the organism in Eukaryota, Fungi, Ascomycota, Eurotiomycetes, Eurotiales, Aspergillaceae.
AUGGCGUCAGAUACCCCCCUCUACAUUGGAUUUGAUCUCUCGACGCAACAAUUGAAGGGAUUAGUUGUCAACUCCGAUCUUAAAGUAGUCCAUGUUGCCAAAUUCGACUUCGAUGCCGAUUCGCAUGGGUUCCCGAUCAAAAAAGGUGUUCUGAAUAAUGAAGCCGAACAUGAAGUGUUUGCCCCGGUCGCUCUGUGGCUACAAGCAUUGGACGGUGUUCUAGAAAGCUUGCGCAAGCAAGGUCUUGAUUUCAGCCGUGUGAAAGGAAUCAGCGGUGCGGGACAGCAGCACGGAAGUGUAUACUGGGGUCAGAAUGCGGAGUCACUUCUCCGCAAUCUUGAUUCUAGCAAGUCCCUUGAGGCACAGUUGGAAGGCGCUUUCUCCCAUCCAUACAGUCCCAAUUGGCAAGACUCGAGCACCCAGAAAGAAUGUGAUGAGUUUGAUGCAGCUCUCGGUAAGCCUGAAGAUUUGGCGCAGGCCACUGGAAGCAAAGCACACCAUAGAUUCACAGGUCCCCAAAUCCUCCGAUUUACAAGGAAAUACCCCGAGAUUUAUAAGAAAACCUCGAGAAUCUCAUUGGUGUCAUCUUUCUUGGCAUCGCUUUUCCUAGGUCAUGUAGCCCCAUUCGACAUCUCCGACGUGUGCGGGAUGAACUUGUGGAACAUCAAGAAAGGGGCGUACGACGAGCGCCUGAUUCAGCUUUGCUCGGGUGUUUUUGGAGUUGAGGAUCUUAAGCAGAAGCUCGGUGAGGUACCGGAAGAUGGAGGCCUACACCUAGGCCCCGUUCACGCAUAUUUCAGAGAGCGUUUCGGCUUCAGUUCCGAUUGCACGGUUAUUCCAGCAACUGGCGAUAAUCCAGCGACCAUUCUUGCCCUGCCACUGUUGCCAUCAGAUGCAAUGGUUUCGCUCGGCACAUCUACUACUUUCCUCAUGUCAACCCCCAGCUACAAACCCGAUCCGGCCACACACUUCUUUAAUCAUCCUACCACCCCCGGUUUGUACAUGUUCAUGUUGUGCUACAAGAACGGCGGCUUGGCCCGUGAGCACGUCCGAGACGCGAUCAAUGAGAGCCUGAAGGAUACCCCUGCCCAGCCCUGGGCCAACUUUGACAGAAUUGCGCUGCAGACUGCCCCGUUGGGCCAACAGAACCCAACGAGCCCAAUGAAGAUGGGUCUGUUCUUCCCGCGGCACGAGAUCGUACCAAACAUCAGGAAGGGCCAAUGGCGCUUUACAUACGAUGCCAACACAGGAAAUCUACAAGAGACGACCGAUGGAUGGAACUUGCAGGACGAAGCCCGUGCAAUCAUUGAGAGCCAGUUCCUUUCACUGCGGUUGCGGUCUCGAGACCUUACCCAGAGCCCUGGCAAUGGACUUCCCGCCCAGCCACGCCGAGUUUAUCUCGUUGGCGGAGGAUCUAAGAACAAGGCUAUUGCCAAAAUUGCUGGCGAGAUCCUCGGCGGUGUUGAAGGUGUAUAUUCACUCGAUGUUGGCGACAAUGCCUGCGCCUUGGGUGCUGCAUACAAAGCCGUUUGGGGUAUCGAGCGACAGCCUGGUCAAACAUUUGAGGACCUAGUUGGACAGCGUUGGAAUGAGGAGGAGUUCAUUGAGAAAAUUGCAGAUGGUUAUCAAAAGGGAGUGUUUGAACAGUAUGGUCAGGCCGUCGAGGGCUUUGAGAAGAUGGAACUGAAGGUUCUCCAGCAAGAAGCUGAGAAGGCCAAACAUGAAAACUGA